GGGAGAGCGGAUAUAGUGAAUGCAGGGUCCGGGGAGAGCGGAUAUAGAGAAUGCAGGGUCCGGGGAGAGCGGAUAUAGUGAAUGCAGGGUCCGGGAGAGACCAGAUAUAGUGAAUGCGGGGUCCGGGGAGAGCGGAUAUAAUGAAUGCGGGGUCCGGGGAGAGCGGAUAUAGUGAAUGCAGGGUCCGGGGAGAGCGGAUAUAGUGAAUGCGGGGUCCAGGGAGACCAGAUAUAGUGAAUGCAGGGUCCGGGGAGACCAGAUAUAUGAAUGCAGGGUCCGGGGAGAGCGGAUAUAGUGAAUGCAGGGUCCGGGGAGAGCGGAUAUAGUGAAUGCAGGGUCCGGGGGG
Molecule: messenger RNA, 346 nt
Organism: Staurois parvus
Lineage: Eukaryota; Metazoa; Chordata; Amphibia; Anura; Ranidae
Source: the annotation of a GenBank genome assembly